This is a messenger RNA of Erythranthe guttata (spotted monkey flower), 2779 nucleotides long. RefSeq names its product Protein kinase superfamily protein (gene SIK1). Lineage: Eukaryota; Viridiplantae; Streptophyta; Magnoliopsida; Lamiales; Phrymaceae. Gene Ontology annotation, cellular component: cytoplasm. The record is from RefSeq and is a predicted model, not a curated record. Gene Ontology annotation, molecular function: protein serine/threonine kinase activity; ATP binding. Gene Ontology annotation, biological process: intracellular signal transduction; protein phosphorylation.
AAAGAUUGCGGCAGCACGAUUUUAGACAAAGAGCGGUUUGUACUGGAUCGGAAGAACUGCAGUAAAACUUCCCACACUUUCCAGCUCGUGCACAGCGCGUACACCCACGCGCGCACGCUCCGAUCGACAAAUUAACGAAAAUGGAGUUCUCGCCGAGGUUCCGGCGACCGCGGAAGCCUCCGCCGCCGAAGAAUUCCGACUUAUAUUCCACAGUCGUAAUUCACGACAAGGACGACGCCGCAUCGAGAGAACCGGAACCGAGCUCCUCUGACAUAUACUCCACGAUGGUGUACAAGGACGACGAACUCGAAGACGAGGAGGAAUCGCUCCCUCCUCUAUUGAAGCGCGUCCCCAAGGACUUCGGCGGCGGCGGAGACGACGACGUUUCAGAAUCCGACGACGAUUCGCCCGCCGCUGGGUCAAUCUCCGGAACGAUGAUUGUGAAACCUGAUCGGAGGAGAUCGAAUUACCCGGACAGGAACGCCAAUGUCAAUUCGCCGUAUGCGAAGCCGCGGAGCACAUCCGCGGCUCCGUUUUGGGAUCGGAGAAGCCCUAGCAGCAAAAUUGGGAAUGAGGAGGAGAAUGCUGCUGGGGACUUCUCCACUUUUGUGGUGAGGAAUAGAGGGGAUGAUGAUGAAAAGGAGGAGGAGGAAGAUGACGAGGAGGGGGGAAUGGGGACGAUGGUGAGGAGAGGAGGUGGUGGUGGAGGUGGAGGUGGAGGUGGUGGGGGGACUAUGAGGAGGGCCGUGGAGAGUAUGCAGAAGGUGGGCGGCGUUGGUGGGAUGGGGUAUGGGAGGCAGAGGAAAAACAGUGGCGGCGGUGAAGGGAGUGGUGGGAGUGGGAUUGCGCAAUUUAGGCAGCAGGGAAGUGGGAAAGUAUCGUCGAGCUCGAUACCGGAAUGUAUUAUCAGAGAGGAUCCUUUGACCAAGUAUGAGUUGCUCCAUGAGCUCGGAAAGGGUUCAUAUGGGUCAGUCUACAAAGCUCGCGAUAUACGGACUUCAGAACUAGUUGCUAUCAAAGUAAUAUCGUUGUCUGAAGGGGAGGAAGGUUAUGAAGAAAUUCGUGGUGAAAUCGAGAUGUUGCAGCAGUGCAGUCAUCCUAAUGUUGUUCGCUAUCUUGGGAGCUACCAAGGAGAAGAAUAUCUUUGGAUAGUAAUGGAGUACUGUGGGGGUGGAAGUGUUGCUGACUUGAUGAAUGUUACUGACGAGGCUCUUGAGGAGCAUCAAAUAGCAUAUAUUUGCAGAGAAGCUUUGAAGGGUCUGUCAUAUCUGCAUUCAAUUUUUAAAGUACACAGAGAUAUCAAAGGUGGUAAUGUGUUGUUGACUGAGCAGGGAGAGGUCAAGUUGGGUGAUUUUGGAGUUGCUGCACAGUUAACAAGAACUAUGUCCAAGCGUAACACGUUCAUCGGUACACCACACUGGAUGGCUCCUGAAGUUAUUCAAGAAAGUCGUUAUGAUGGAAAGGUAGAUGUGUGGGCUCUUGGAGUGUCUGCAAUUGAAAUGGCAGAGGGACUUCCUCCAAGAGCAACCGUUCAUCCUAUGAGAGUGUUGUUUAUGAUUAACAUUGAACCUGCUCCGAUGCUUGAGGAUAAAGAGAAAUGGUCACUUUUGUUCCACGACUUCGUUGCUAAAUGCUUGACAAAGGACCCACGACUUCGGCCUACAGCAGCUGAAAUGUUGAAGCACAAAUUCAUUGAAAAAUGUAGAAGUGGAGCAUCAAUGAUGCUGCCAAAGAUUGAGAAGGCGAAAAUUAUCAGGGCAACAAUGGCGGUGGAAGCAGAGGACGUUUCAUCAGACGCAACACUGCCAAGAGAAGGGGGAGGUGCAACAUCAAAUGAAGCCAUUGCCAGUACUGUUCCAUCCAGACCUCAGGAUGGUCAGCGUAGUACCACUGGAACAGUUGCUGUUAGCAUAAAGGAAAAACUGGACACAGCUGAUGUUGUACAAACAGCAGUAGCAGGUGAUUUUGGAACAGUAGUAAUCCAUGAGAGAGUCGAGAUUAGUAAAACAGCUACUCUGCUAGCAUCUACAAGAGUAGAAGAAUCCUCUCCUGCUACUGGACAUGAUGCAAAAAGACCUUUUAUCAGUGGGCUUGGGGAUAAAGCAAUCGACUCUUGGACGGAUAGCCCUUCUGUUUCUGGAUUGCAAUCACCCGAGCAGAAUAUCAAGGCAAAUAGCAUUCCCCAAGUGACUUUUGGAUCAAAAGAUUCUUUAGUUACUAGUGAGACCGUCAGUAGAAAAGCACUAGAUAAGCUCUGGUCUAUAUACACCGCUGGUAAUACAGUGCCGAUUCCAUUUUUAAGGGCAACUGACAUUUCCCCGAUUGCGCUCUUGUCCGACAAUGUGCUCGGUGGGUGGCAGCACGAUAAUGGUGGAAACAUAGCUGUAGAAGCAAUUCAGGAGCUCUUCUCCGGUGAUGCUCAGCCUAAGAAGGGUAGAAGCAGACAAAAUGAGGUACCUCUUCCUCAAAGCGUAUGUCAGAGGCUUACAUCAAGUCCAACUCUGAUGAAUCUUGCUCAGGCAUUAGCAUACCACAAAAUGUGUUACGAAGAGAUGCCACUUCAAGAAAUGCAAGCAACGCAGGAACAACAAACCAUUCAAAACCUUUCCGAUACCCUUCGGACUAUUCUACGUUUGUAGUUAUUUUUCAGCCACUAAAAUUGAUGUAUGUAAUGAUUUUUCUCAACCAUUUUGGGAUUAAUAGAUUUCUUAUAUAUAUUAUCUAACAGUGAUUUAUUUUUUAAAUAAACUGGAAAUUGUCGAUUGCAUUAUACUUGCUG